GCGCAGAGGGUGGGCCACGCCGCGCUUAACUGUUGUAAAAGAGGGCGGAACGCACCGCGUUCGAACGGACGUAAAAUGGGCGGGACGCGCCGCACUAGGAACUGACGCAGAGGGGGCGCGCGUUGCUCUAGCCGGCGGCUGGCGGGGCUCGGGCGCCAUGGAGCGCUACACGGGCGCCUUCGAGGAGGCGGUGGAUGGGGCCCGGCAGCAGGAGCGGCACUACCAGCUGCUGUCCGCGCUGCAGGGCCUAGUGAAAGAGCUGCCCAGCUCCUUCCAGCAGCGCCUGUCCUACACCACGCUCAGCGACCUGGCCCUGGCGCUUCUCGACGGCACCGUGUUCGAGAUCGUGCAAGGGCUGCUGGAGAUCCAGCACCUCACCGAGAAGAGCCUGUACAACCAGCGCCUGCGGCUGCAGAACGAGCACCGAGAUGACAGUGGCACAUCCCGCCGCAGCCCCCCCUCCACUCGCAGUGACAAUCAGAAAUGUCUUCAGACAUCCUUGGGGAUCAACCUUGGCCCAGGAUUGAGAACCAGCGCUCUAGAUCAAGAACACUCGCCAAUGUGAGCACGGUGGACAGCGUCCUGAAAACUUAAAUCAUUCCAGGGUGUCUUCUGACCCUCAGUCCACAAUCACAUUAUCCAACUUGUCGUAAACUGUCGCUUUGUGAGGCCAGUGUAGGUUUAUGCAUCACAGUUGGUUACUUUGGUCUCUGCUUCUGGAAUAGUCCCAUUUACUCUGGGGCUUUUUGAAGAGUCUGGGGCAUUCUGCCUGUAGAAUGUCCCCAUUCUGGAUCUGUCGGAUUGCUUCCUCAUGCUGUCAUUUAACCGUUUCUCCACGCUCUGUGUUUCCUGUCAGCUGGACAGCAGGUCCAGGCGUGAUGAUAGGCAGCUUACACGUUUGUGGCAAAAACUAGUGUUUCUUUCAGGAGUGGGCAUUGGGUUUUGUUGAAUCCCUUUUUCUGCAUCUGUGGAGAUGAUCACAUGGCUUUUUGGUUAACUACGAUGAAUUACACUCAUUUUUUUAAUUCCUGGGAUAAACUGCAUUCCUGGGAUAAAUCCCGUUUGGUAGGAUGUAUUACCCUUUUUAUUAUGUUGGAUUUGAUUUGCUAAAAUCUUGUUAAGAAUAUUUGCCUCUAUGUUCAUAAUGGACAUUGAUCUGUAGUUUCUUAUAAUGUCUUUGGAUGGGGUAAUAGGGUAAAGCUGGCUUCAUAGAGUGA
Molecule: messenger RNA, 1217 nt
Organism: Leptonychotes weddellii (Weddell seal)
Lineage: Eukaryota; Metazoa; Chordata; Mammalia; Carnivora; Phocidae
Source: RefSeq, a predicted model, not a curated record